AGUAAGUCGCAAUUAAAAGCGCACCUGAAGUGAGCAGUGGAUCCUGAAGCUCGCUAAAAGCGCACAUUAUUUAGCCUUUCUUCCCUUUGUACCAGCAUGAAAGUGUGCAGCGCGGUGUUUGAGCUUCAGCUGUGAGAAAAUUCAGCAGAGUUUAUACAUAUUGCUUAAAUCCCGUUGUGAGUAGCCCGGUGUCACACAUGGCUCUCCGGGCGGUCUGGCUCCUGUUCGCGCUGUCCUGUGUCCUGAAUGCGCGCUCCUGCUGCGCUUAUACCUGUCCGGCCAUCUGCCGGUGCACCGCCGACUCGUUUCAGUGCAGCAAAGAGACUCAGCUGGCCUCCCGCACAGGACCAACAUCCGUGCUUCGACUAAGGCUCACUCAUCUGCCCUUGAAAAGAGUUCCCUCUCAUGCCUUCAAGGAGUUGAUCAACAUUACAAUAAUUGAGAUCUCCCAGAGCGACUGCAUCACACAUAUACAGACACACGCCUUCCUCUCCCUCUACAGCCUGGCACAAAUCUCAGUGCAGAAUAUCAACAGCCUGAGAUUUAUUGAAAAAGGCGCCUUCACUGACCUGCCCAAGCUGGAAUAUUUGAGCAUCUCUAACACGGGCAUUGCACACUUCCCAGACUUCACAACCAUCUCUUCCCUGUCGCCAAAUAUUAUCCUAGACAUGGCAGACAACAUGGAGAUUGACAUCAUUCCUGCCAAUUCCUUCCAGGGUAUCACAGAGGAGUAUGUUGACAUGAACCUGGUUAGAAAUGGCUUCAAGGAAAUAAAAUCGCACGCAUUCAAUGGGACAAAGCUCAACACGCUAGUUUUGAGAGACAACUGGUAUCUCCGUAACAUUCAAGAAGAUGCCUUUGAAGGAGCCACAGGUCCAACUGUUCUGGAUGUUUCCUCCACGGCUCUGAGGUCUCUCCCCCCUAAUGGAUUGAGGCAGGUUAAAUUUCUGAAAGCCAGCCAUGCCUAUGCUCUAAAGAGCCUCCCUCCACUGGAAAGUCUAGCUGAACUGCUGGAAGCGGAGCUCACGUACCCGAGCCACUGCUGCGCCUUCCACACAUGGCGGCGGAAACAAAGGGAAAGUGCCUUAAAGAACUUGACCAAGUUUUGUGAUCUGAUGAAUACAGAAAUAGAUCCGACUGCUGAUGACACGAGUCUUAUCAAUGGCAUCAACUUUCAGUAUCAAGACCUGGAAUUUGACUGUCUUAGCAACCCUUUUGUCAAAUGCUCCCCAAAGCCAGAUGCUUUUAAUCCUUGCGAGGACCUACUGGGCUUUUCCUUCCUGCGCUGUCUCACCUGGAUCAUUACGGUUUUCGCUGUGGCCGGUAACCUGGCUGUUUUGGUCAUCCUGCUAAUUGGCCACCAUAAGCUCACAGUCUCCAGAUUUCUCAUGUGUAAUCUGGCCUUCGCCGACCUGUGCAUGGGGCUUUAUCUCAUCCUAAUUGCCUUCAUGGACUACCAUUCCCGUCAUGAGUACUACAAUCACGCCACAGACUGGCAGACCGGUCCUGGAUGUGGCAUAGCAGGGUUUCUGACUGUGUUUGCCAGCGAGCUAUCGGUAUACACGUUGACUGUGAUUAGUCUUGAACGAUGGCAUACCAUUACCAAUGCCAUGCAUGUCAACAAGAGGCUGCGCAUGCAUCAUGUCACAGCCAUAAUGGUAGGAGGCUGGGCUUUCUCUCUGCUGGUUGCCCUGCUCCCUCUUGUGGGGGUCAGUAGUUACAGCAAAGUGAGCAUCUGUCUGCCCAUGGAUAUCAACACACUCGGCGCUCAGGUUUAUGUGGUGGCUGUGCUCAUUCUCAAUGUUGUUGCUUUCCUGGUGGUUUGUUACUGUUACAUAUGCAUGUAUCUCAGUGUUCACAACCCAGAGCACUCCACCCGGCGUGGAGACACCAAGAUUGCCAAGCGCAUGGCUGUGCUCAUUUUCACUGACUUUCUCUGCAUGGCACCGAUCUCUUUCUUCGCCAUCUCUGCAGCCCUGCAUAUGCCCCUCAUAACUGUGUCUCACUCGAAAAUCCUGCUCAUUCUCUUCUAUCCUAUCAACUCCCUCUGCAAUCCUUUCUUGUACACCAUCUUCACACAAGCUUUCAGGAAAGACGUGCGUCUGCUGCUGAGUCGCUGUGGCUGCUGCAAUUCCCACGCUGACUUCUACAGGUCACAGACUCUGGGUUCACACCUGACUUGUACCCAGAAAAUGUCCAAAAGAGAACCUCACUCACUCGGCUUUUAUGCCUAUCACAUCAAGAUGAAGGGCUGCUUUCUAAAUAAGGGAACCACAUGACCAACCACAUACACAACUGCGUAAUGCACUGAAAGGCAACAUCUGCCGCCUUACUAAAAAUGUAGCAUUUCUUCAUAAUGUAGAUCUCAUGAAAAGAUUGUCAGUUGUGUGCAUGGCAAGCGUCAGAUCAAAUUUGAUCGUGUUUAGUUUGCAAACUAAAAACUGCAUCAGACAAACGUAACAGGUGCCGCAUCCUUCAUUUCUGCAAAUGUAUUAUGGUACAUUAAAGAAGACAGAUGGAACACGGAUGGCAAAAUAAGCUAAUUUAUUUUUAUUAAAGCUACUCUAUAUUUAAUUAUAUUAAAAAUGAAAAAUAUUUACUGUUUGCUUUCUAUAAGACUGAGGUUUCAAGUUAUUAGAAAGUAAUUAAAUGAAGACUGAUUUUGUCAGAGAUGAGUUUUGGUGCCACCUUUUGGUUUGUUGUACUCAGGACAGAUUUGGAUUGGAAAGUUAAAAGACUGCACACAUGCAGGAGCAACUCAGUUGAACCUAGAGCCAAGACCAAAUAAAUGGUACUUAUAUUUAACCUCCUAAGACCCGAACUCUUCCACUGCAUACAUUUUUAAUUUCUCUUUGAUAUUUGGGCAUAU
Molecule: messenger RNA, 2869 nt
Organism: Maylandia zebra (zebra mbuna)
Lineage: Eukaryota; Metazoa; Chordata; Actinopteri; Cichliformes; Cichlidae
Product: lutropin-choriogonadotropic hormone receptor
Biological process (GO): male gonad development; ovarian follicle development; adenylate cyclase-activating G protein-coupled receptor signaling pathway
Cellular component (GO): plasma membrane
Molecular function (GO): G protein-coupled peptide receptor activity; luteinizing hormone receptor activity; thyroid-stimulating hormone receptor activity
Source: RefSeq, a predicted model, not a curated record